AUGAAUACGCCUGUUGUCGGUCUUGCUGCUCCUCGUCUAGUACAUAGUUGUACAAUCAGAAACAAUUCCAAUGGUCCUGUUCGAGUGCAAAUUUUAUACAAAGGACCAUCUGCUCAUGGACGGGGUGAUCAUCAGGAAAUUUCAACUGCUGAUAUUCCCUCUGGCGGAAGUUUUCGAGCUGAAGAGCGAGUAACGAAUCAUGGAUCGUAUACAACACGAAAGGAAAUAGCAGGUAUCAAAGUGGCUCGAUAUAAUGGGCAAAAACAGAAACUUUAUGCUCCGUUUCAAGGCGUUCACAGUGUUGAACUCAACUGGCUCUUUGUUAUCGAUGAUUGGCAAAUUUAUUCGGUUAAUCCAAAUCGUACCAUGGGUCAAUUUUAG
Molecule: messenger RNA, 381 nt
Organism: Adineta ricciae
Lineage: Eukaryota; Metazoa; Rotifera; Eurotatoria; Adinetida; Adinetidae
Source: the annotation of a GenBank genome assembly